UCUGUCACACAAAAACAUUUUCUUCCAUUUUUCUCUUCUUCUCUUUGUCUUUCUGAUUCUGCAGACAAACAUCACCGAAUAACAAAUAAAAAAAACCCCAAAAAAUUACAUAAAAAAAAUCCUCCUGAAAAUAGCAACCCUAGUUCAUUCUCCUUCCAUUUCUACUUCAAUGGAGUCACUUUCACGGCCUUUACACAGAAGAAAGCUUUCGAGUGCUAAUGGCUUUUCAUUUUCAGCUAAACAACAUCCGUACGACGACGUUUUUGCACAGAAAAAGUUCGGAGCUCCGGUUUUUUCUUCCGGAGCUCCGGAUUACUCUGAGAUUUUUGGAGGUUCUCGUGGUUCGUCGAUUCCGGUACUUGAUCUUUCUGGUUUAGAUGAUGCUAAAAUUUCCGAUGAUUGUCGAAGUUCCUCCUCUAAACUUGAUUAUUCCAACAUUUUUGGUGGUUUUUGUGAAGAAGAUAUUGCUGUGCCUUAUGAUGAGUUGUUUUCUGGUGCUAAACGUUCUUCUGGUAAAACUCGGACUGCUUCCGAAGGAUCAGAUCAAUUUAGUCCAAGUGGAAGGCACAAAGAGUCCUCAUGUGAAGCGACUAAUCAAUCUAUUGAUGGGCCAAAGCACUUCAACUUAUCUUAUCAUAAGACCGGCCAAAGAAACAGAAAUGGUUCAAAUGGGAUGACGCAGAUAGCUCAACUGCAUGCUGUCCCUGGUUUUAUGUAUUUUAUAGAUGAAAGUUCUCAUUUACCAAAGACUGAAGCCUUUCAGCGAGCACCCUUUGUAAAAAGUGAUGUACAGCGCAACAAGAGUUUUAGUGGGGAAAUAUUUAAAGAAGGACGUGAUAAGGUGGGGGAGUUGCAUGUCCCAAAGAUACAACGUUCAGAUGAAAUACAUCGGAACAGGAGUUUUAGUGGGGAAAUAUUUAAAGAAGGGCGUGGUAGGAUGGGGGAUUUGCAUGUCCCAAAGGCACAAAGUUCAGAUGAAAUACGUCGCAAUAGGAGCUUUAGUGGGGAAACAGGUAAAGAAGGGCAUGCUAGGACUGGGGAUUUGCAUGUCCCCAAGAAACAAAGUUCAGAUGGACAUCGCAACAGGCGCUUAAGUGGGGAAAUAUUUAAAGAAGGUCAUGAUAAGAAUGGGGAUUUGCAUGUCCCCAAGAAACAAAGCUCAGGUGAAGCACAUCAUGACGGGAGCUUUAGCGGGGAAUUAUUUAAUGGGGGUGAUAGAAAGGAGAAUUUGCAUAUCCCCAAGAAACAAAGUUCAGAUGGCGUAAUGAAGGUUAUAAGUGGAUCUAGCUGGGAUGCAUUCCAUUUUAAUGAUAAGUUUUAUAGUGCACAUGAUGAAUUUGAGAGAAGAUCAAGUUCCACUGAAGGGGCAUCAACUUCAAGCCCCAUGGCUAAUGACAUCAAGGGCCAGCCUAAUCAAUCAAAAAUUUCAGGUCUUGAUCCCAAAUAUGGAGCAUCUGGAAGCGGUAUUCGUCCCACUAAUACUUCACCUACUUCUUCUGAUGAGGAACUUGAUGCAAAUUCAGCAGCUGCUGUUUCUGCUGCCACAUUGAAAAAAGCCAUAGAGAAGGCUCAAGAAAGUAUUAGACUAGCAAAAGAGCUAAUGGAGAGAAAAAAAGAAGGUGUUCCAGCUUCUCAGAAACCAAGGUCUAAAGGUAGCUUAAAAUCUAAGGAUAAUAGGGUUGAGUGCAACACAAGAAGUAACAGGGAAAAUGCUAUGGAAUUGCAUAGAAAAAUAGGUAUUGGAUUGCCACCAUUCGCUGAGGUGUGCAGAGGAAUCCCAUCAAGUAAUGGUGAUUUUGCUUCAUUCAUCAAUCUUAAAGAACAGCAAUGGGUUGCUGGAAUGGUUAAGCAGAAUACCCAGACUGAAAAUGCUGAAGCAUCUCAAGGAGAUGUAGCAGGAGCUUGGUUUCCGGAAGUGGUAAGCAGUAGAAAAGAGAAUAUAGAAACCAUGGUAUCUCAGCAGGUUGAGAGCAACAAUCACUCUCAACCAUCUGUGGAGAAUAAUAGACAUGUAUACAAGCUUAAGGAGAUGAAUACAAGUAACAAGACCAUAGAGCUUGGUGAAGAACCUGAUUACGUCAAACCAAUGGGGGAAAUGCCAACACUAAACCUUCUUGGGAAGGCAGAAGCUCCAGAGCAAUUCAAGGAUACUUCUAAUUCAGCUUUGAUGCAUGAUUCUGAAGAAUAUGUAAAUUCAGAAGUCAUCAAUGAGUAUGGCUUUUCUAAGGGGAACGGAAAUUGUUCUGCUGAGUUGAAGAAGUCUGAAUACAUGAAGAACAAUCUAGAGUCAAUAUUUCAUAAGAUGUGGAGUUUCAAGAACUUGCAGAACUCUCAGGAGACACUUACUGAGGAAAAAGUUGGGUUCCAAGAAACUGAGAAUGAUAAUCUACAUAACAACAGAGAGACACCUCCAGAAGACGAGGCAGUGAAGCAUGAAGACUUGGAAUGCAGAAUAGUGCCAAAUAAGUUAGAAAAUGUUUAUGAGGUGGAAGAAAACAAAAGCAGAUUGAGGAGGAGCUCCAACGAAGAAGAAACUGAGAUUAUGCACAAGGAAGCCUUCCUAUGGGUGGAAAAUGAUGAGAAGCCCCAACAUGACUGCGGGAGAGUAGGCAUUGAGAGUAGACAGGAAGAUUUCCAACGUGGCGAACACGCUGAGAAGUGGUCAUAUGGGGUUCAUGAGCUUGAACCGAGUGAAAAGAAAACCCCUUACUGUCAUGAAGGGGAAGAAAGUGAGAGAAAACGAGAAGGAUCUGAGAUGGAAGGACAUCAGAAGAUAUCAUUAGAGCCUUGUCAGUAUGAAGCAACUGAAGAAAUAGAGAACCAAGCAGAUAAAUUCACAGAGAGUAAAAAGACUGAAGCGAGUCAGGAGGCUGAAGAAGCUGAUAGUAGGCUGGAAGCAUCUGAUAAGAGUGAGGAUGAUCAGGAGACAAGUGUGGCUCCGGGUGUUGCUGAUAAACAAAAUUCAAAGAGUGCUGUUAAUGAGCCUGAUCUCAAUGGCAGUCCUCGUUCAAGUGAGAUACAAGAAGCUUGUGAAGAUCAACUAGAGAAUAAUGAUGUUGAAAUAAGUCAGCAGGCAGUUAAUUUUGAAGGGGUACAAGGAAUUUCUGAAGCCAUCUAUGAACGUGAGUGUGAGAAGGAUGGAGUGACUGAAGAGUCCUCCAAUUCUUGGGAAAAGGAGAUAUUGGAAACUGCGAGUGAUCUCCAAAAUUCUAGUGAAGAGGAUACCUCUGAGGGCGUAGUGCAAGGCACUUGUGCGGCCUCAUCUGAGGAUGUCAAGGAAGUGAAUUGUGGUUCCACUUGCAUGAACGGCAGGGACAAUCUUCCCUGUGAACGAGUUAUUUUUGAGACAGAGAGCUUCCGCAAUGUGAUUCAGGAGAAUGCCAGUGAUACUGAAUCACAUUUUGUAUCUGAGGUCCACGCUUCUGAAGAAUCAGAGAAUACCACUUUUACUGACAUAAACCUUGAGCAGAAAUGCAUGGAUGAGACAGGUAGGGACCGAGAAUUAUACUCAAAUCUUGAUGAGGGGGAUGACUUGUGUGUCCCUGGACAUGUAGGAAAUGAGGAAACGAUCAAGGAGGAUGGUAUUGCUGCUGACCAGGUCGAGAAAAACAAAGAUAUUAAAGCAGCUCAGGGAGACCAAAAGUCUGUUGAGAACUCAGAAGAACUAGAAUGCUCUUCCUCAGCUGGUGACUGCAAAGACAAUGAGCCACUGGACAAUGAUGAAAAGAUAAAAGCCGAAAUGCACGAGGAAGAGAGCAAUCAAAAAACUGUUGUAGAAGAGGAGACCAAAAAGUCUUUGCAAAAAGAAGUGGAGGAUGAAAAUAAUAGUAAAAGAGCCCAGGUAGACGAGAGACAAAAAGAAAGGGAAAAAGACAGAAUAGCUGUGGAAAGAGCAAUUCGUGAGGCUCGUGAGAGGGCAUUUGCUGAAGCCCGAGAAAGGGCUGAACGAGCUGCUGUGGAGAGAGCAACUGCUGAAGUUCGACAAAGAGUAAUGGCUGAGGCACGGGAUAAGCGUGAGAAGGCUUCUGCAAGUAGCAAGGUAUCAACAGACAAAGCUUCCAUUGAAGCCAAGCUUAAAGCAGAGCGAGCUGCUGUGGAGAGAGCAACUGCAGAAGCCCGUGAACGUGCUUUGGAAAAAGCUUUAUCACAAAAGGGCACGACAGCUGAAUUAAGGUCUCAAGCAGAUAGACACGGUGAUGAACGAAUUGCUAGUGCAACCCGAGAGAACGGAUUGAAGCAUAGCCUUUCCUCUUCUGAUUUGGACAAAUUUGAUGGAAGUAAUAGUGAAUCAGCUCAAAGACGCAAAGCAAGGUUGGAGAGGCACCAGAGGAUAAUGGAAAGAGCAGCAAAAGCCCUUGCGGAGAAGAAUAAGCGUGAUCUUCUGGCUCAGAAAGAGCAAACUGAGAGAAAUAGAUUAGCUGAAGCUCUUGACGCUGAUAUUAAAAGAUGGGCCAGCGGGAAGGAAGGGAACCUACGUGCGCUGCUUUCUACUCUGCAAUAUAUCCUUGGAUCCGAUAGUGGUUGGCAACCCAUCUCGCUGACUGAAAUUAUUACAACUGCUGCGGUGAAGAAGGCUUACAGGAAAGCAACUCUUUAUGUUCACCCUGAUAAGUUGCAGCAAAGAGGAGCGAGUAUUCAGCAAAAAUAUAUCUGUGAAAAGGUUUUUGAUCUUCUCAAGGCGGCAUGGAACAGGUUCAACUCAGAAGAGAGGUGAACAGCGUCAGUGGAAAUUCUGUGGUAUGAGCAGGUGCUCCGUGCUGUCCUUAUACUGGCAAUCAACUUUUCAAGAUGGAAGACGAGGAAUGAAUUAAUGGUGCCUUAAUUUUGUCUUGUAUAUGCAUUGAAUUAUCGGCAAUCUAAUUAAAAGACGGAAUAGAACAAUAGCUCCUCAAUUUGGAAAUUCAGGCUGAAAUGAUUAAUUUACACAAUGUGCAAAUGCAAGGUAAAUUUAGGUGUAAAGAGGUGAUUGUCCUAAGCUCGGGUAUGAAGGGUUCAGGUGAAAUAGUAUUUUUUACUGCAAGAUGCCACAAAGGGUUGUAUAAGAUAUCCCUUGAGAGAUCUUAUUGAGAUGUGAUCAACUAGUGGCGAUUGUAAUUAAUCCCUUGAGUUAUAUGAACAGACAUAUCCACCAA
Messenger RNA from Nicotiana tabacum (common tobacco), 5132 nucleotides. RefSeq lists its product as uncharacterized. Gene Ontology annotation, biological process: clathrin coat disassembly; clathrin-dependent endocytosis. Gene Ontology annotation, molecular function: clathrin binding. Lineage: Eukaryota; Viridiplantae; Streptophyta; Magnoliopsida; Solanales; Solanaceae. The record is from RefSeq and is a predicted model, not a curated record. Gene Ontology annotation, cellular component: intracellular membrane-bounded organelle; cytoplasm; vesicle.